This is a messenger RNA of Chenopodium quinoa (quinoa), 733 nucleotides long. RefSeq lists its product as uncharacterized. NCBI's taxonomy places the organism in Eukaryota, Viridiplantae, Streptophyta, Magnoliopsida, Caryophyllales, Amaranthaceae. The transcript has a single exon. The record is from RefSeq and is a predicted model, not a curated record. Gene Ontology annotation, cellular component: chloroplast thylakoid. The coding region runs from base 106 to 585 and encodes 159 amino acids.
ACUUGAGGCAACUCAAUACACUUUUAAACCACAAAAAUUAUUAGCCAUUUCACUUUCCUUUCCACCAACACAACUCCACCAGAAGAAAAUAAGGCAGGAAAAACCAUGGCGUCCACAGCCUCAUUCGUUCAUCCCCAUCAAUUAGUCCGCAACUCUCUCACCACCACCACCACCACCACCCCACCACGCGCAACGGCGCAUAUACAAUCAGCUAGCCGUAGAGGCUGCCUUAUCUUCACCGCAACGACGGUGCUGACAGCAGUCAACUUGCCAUCUGCCAAUGCCAAGGACAUUCCAUUGUUCGGCCUGCGAAAGAAGCUGGAGAAAGCAGAGGAGAAGGCAGAGGAGAUAGUCAAGGAAGGCUUCGAAACAGUCGAGAAAGGAAUCGACACUGUCGAGUCAGGUAUCGAAUCAGCUGAGAAGGGAGUUGUAGCUGCUGAAAAAGGGAUUGAAAGUGCAGCUGAGAGUGUGAGUUUUAGUGGGUUAGCUCAAGCUGGAGUAGUUGCUGGAGCUGAAUUUUUAGGGGUACUAAUUGCUACUUCUAUUGUUAAUGGCAUUUUGGGUUCUCAGCCUCAAAAAACCUGAUUUUUGUCAGUGUUAGUAAAAUUCAGUACUGUAAUACUACUUACUGUAUGAGAGUUGUAAACUUGUAAUGUUACUGCCAACAUAUUACAAACGGUAUAUCACUAAUUUCAGCUACUUAAGUAAUUGAAUUUAUUCGGAUUCCAUUUGA